Messenger RNA from Trichomonas vaginalis G3, 219 nucleotides. RefSeq names its product protein of unknown function, DUF4108 family. The record is from RefSeq and is a predicted model, not a curated record. Lineage: Eukaryota; Parabasalia; Trichomonadida; Trichomonadidae. The coding region runs from base 1 to 219 and encodes 72 amino acids. The transcript has a single exon.
AUGGUAUUAAAAAUAAGAGUAAAGAAAGAAACAAUGAGAGAUUUCUCAUAUCAUCCAUACAAGAUUCAAGCAUUAGAAAAGAAAGAUAAAUUAAGAAAAUUCUUGAACGAUCAACUUUCAAAAGAUAAAAUUGAACAUCUUGAUCAAAUAGCAAAGAAGAUUGAUUUUGAUGACCAUGACUUUGGUGAUUUUGAAGAAAUAGAUCCGAAAGAAUUGUAA